Molecule: messenger RNA, 4515 nt
Organism: Pelagomonas calceolata
Lineage: Eukaryota; Pelagophyceae; Pelagomonadales; Pelagomonadaceae
Source: the annotation of a GenBank genome assembly
AUGUUUGGAGGAGGCGGCGGCAACAACCCUUUCGCGGGCGGUGGGAACCCACCCCAGUCGCCGUUCGGCCAAAAUAAUCCGCCGCAGAGUCCCUUUGGCCAGGGCGCGCCAGCCUUCGGGACCUCGACGCCGUUCGGCUCCGCGCCCGCGCCCGCGCCAGCCUUCGGGGCGAGCAGCUUCGGCCCCGCGUCGUCCACGCCUUUUGGCGGUGGCGCCGCCUCGUCGCCAUCUGGUUUUGCGGCCGCGUCGACCGCGUUCGGCGGCGGCUCGGCCUUCGGCGGCUCGCCAGCACCCGCACCGGCAUUCGGCAGCAGCAGCGCGUUCGGCGCGACGACGCCGUUCGGCGGCGGCGGCUCGAGCCCGUCAUCGAGCGGCUUCGCCAAGGCGUCGUCGACGUUCGGAGCCUUCGGCGGCUCGCCCGCGCCCGCGCCGGCCUUCGGCUCGGCGAGCGCCUUUGGAGGAGGCGGGACCUUCGGCGGCGCUGCGCCGGCGCCGAGCCCCUUUGGGGGUGCCGCGGCGGCGAAACCGAGCAUCUUCGGCGGCGGCGGCUCGCCACAAACCAAAAAGGGCAAGAAAAAACAGCUCAGCGCGGCGGCGAACCCCUUCGCGCCGGCCGGUGGUGGGAGUGCGCCCUUCGGAGGUGCGGCGGCCGCGCCGGCGCCGAGUCCGUUCGGAGGUGGUGGUGGAUCGACCUUCGGGGGCGCUGCGGCCCCGGCGCCAGCCUUCACCUUCGGCAACGCGCCGGCCGCGGCCGCCACAAAUCCCUUCGCGCCCGCGGCGCCGGCGCCCGCGCGCGGCCGAACGGCGGAACGCGGCAAGGGACGAGGGCGCGGGCGCGGCGCGAGCGCGUCCCCGGACGACGGCGGCCGCGGCCGGGGCCGCGGCAGGGGCAAAGGAGGGACAACGAGCGCGUCGCCCGACGACGGCCGCGGCCGCGGCCGCGGCCGGGGCAAGGGCGGCGCGAAGGGUACACAACGGGUCUACUGCGUCAAGGUCCAGCCCAUCACCCAAGAUGUCGACGACGCGAAGCUCGAACAGCUGUUCAAGGGCACGGGAUGCGCACCGCAGUCUGUGAGGGCCCUCGGCACCUACGGCUACGGCAACUACGCGAUGCGUAGGGAUGCGGAUGCGGCGUGCCAGGCGUUGAGCGGCCAGGAUUUAGGUGCCGGCGCCGUGUACUGUACGGUCAAGGAGAAACAGGCGCCCAAAACACAAGAGGCCCCGGCGCCCGCGCCCGCCCGCACCGGCACAGGACAAGGUGCGGACGCGCCCGCACCGGCCCAACACGCGGACAAGGUCUGGACAAGAGCGCCUGCGGCGCCGCAGCCGCGCCUGGACACUGGAGCGGCGUCUCGUUUUGUGAAAGGCCAGAUCGGCGGGCAGGCGCGGCGCGACGACAAAGCCCGGGCGGCCACGACGUUAAGGGUUACGAAGGGCUGCCCCAAGGACGAAAUUGGCCUCAAAAGUGUCUGCGAGUCCUUCGGGGGUGUGUCAAGCGUUUCCAUCGAAGGUGACGUUGGUGUGGUCGUGUUCAAAGAUGCUGAUGGUUGUAAACUCGCCCAGGAGCAGUUGCACGGCAUCGACGCCUUCAUGGCCGGUACGGUUGAGUGUUCUGUAGGAGCACCAGUACCACAAAAGAAGAAGAAGGCUCCGCCGAAGACGCCCAAUCCCUCGCUAGCAGCUAGAAAUGCGGAAAGGUUCGCGGCGCCUCCUAGGCGUACCUCAAGAUCACCACCACCCGCGCCCGUACCCGCUCCGGACGGCACGGACCUCGUGGGCACGUGCCUGCAGUUCUGCCCGACGGCCGAGAUCGAGGAGCGCGUCGGGUUUAAGGAGUUAGACGCCUUCGAGAAACCCGAAGGUUUUGAACAAAUGGACAACGAGACGCUGAUUGAGGCCUGUAAGGCCACGGCCCUCAAGAAGUACAAGCGGAGCGAUGCCGGCUCCAUCCAAGCGAAACCGGAAAUAGUACGACCAGUACAUGUGCUGUUAAAAGCCUUCGAGCAUCUCAGAGACAAUGUGAUCGAACGAGCGACUGGUACGCUCGAGGACGCCAUGGCCCGCUACUUAUUUCUCUGGGACCGGUUCCGGGCGAUCCGGAAAGAUUUCAUCCUGCAGAACUACACCACUGGUGGUCUUGUAGGGCUAGAAGCCAUCAGGGUCUUCGAGGGCGUCGCGAGGUACUUGGUCGGCAUCGAAAAGGAACUACAACAUCAUGCAGAAUGGCGGGAAGGAAUAGCCCAUGGCAAGCAAAACGCUGAAAGUCUCUCGGAAACGCUGUCGGCACUCGUGGCCUUCUACGACGCCGCGCGCUGCAAGCCGAACUCAACAGAACUCCUGGAGAACGAGGCCGAGUUCACGCAGUACUGGCUCGUGUAUUUUCUCGAUCAAGAGGAAGGUAGUGAGGCAGCGCACAUGCUGAAUCGCAUCGCGCUGGAAAGGCCCGAGCUGUACAUGACGGAGGAGAUCCAGCGGGCGGCUGGUAUAAGAAAAGCUAGAUUGGAUAAGAACUGGGCGCGGUUCUUUGCGGUGGUGCGGGAGGCGCCUUACCUCAUUAGGUGUUUGAUCGUGGCCCAAUACGCUGAUUCUAUGAGAGACGACGCGUUACAAGUUCUGUCAAGGUCUAUUCAAAGGUCGGAGCCCUAUGCAGCGAGGGAUCUGGCUUUGAGUUUAGGACUGUCAGUCGUGGACUGUCGGCGCCGGGUCGUCGACUGGGGCGGCGGCAUCGAUGAUAAGGGCAACGUGUUAUUUCAAAAGCCGGCGUCUUUUGACGAAGAGGCUUUUGAUGCUACGGCCUUCGCUGAUGAAAGUGUAGAGCCGCUCUUCGGCGAAGAGUCUGUAACGACGGCCGUGCGGGGCGACCCCGAGGCUUUAAUGAGGGCUCAACAAGCCGCGCGGGAGCGAAAGCGCGUCGCCGAAGAACGAGCGGCGGCCGAGCGAUUACAACGGGAGGCCGAAGAGCGCCAACGGCAGGCUUUGGCCGAGGAGCGGCGCCGCGCGGCCCAGGAAGCCCAGAAGCGGGAGCAGGAGCGGGCGGCUCGCGAGGCGCAGCAAAAGGCCGAAGCGGAGCGAAUAGAGCGGGAAAGGGCCGAGGCCUUACAAAAAGCCCGGGCCGAGGCCGAGCGAGAAGAACGGGAGCGCGUCGAACGGGAGGCGAAGAUCGCGGCAGAAAAGGAGGCGAAGCGCCAGGCCUGGUUGAAGAAGGAGCAGCAGAAGUUGGAGGACGAGCGAAAACGCAGAGAGGCCGCGGAAAUUGAAAGGCGCCAACGGCUCGAACGCGAGCGGCGCGAGGAAGCUUUGAGGUUGGAGCGGGAGCGGCUCGCGGAGCUCGAGGAGGAGAAGCGCGAUCAAGUACGGUGUGAGAAAGCUGCUCGUCAUGAAUAUAGCAUGCUGUUCCUGCGGUUCAAGCGGAGAUGUGCAUUGAGGAAGGCCGCGCGCGCGCGCGCGAAGGUCCUCGCGGCGGGGCUGUACCUCAAAAGGUGGCGGCGCGCGGCGGCUCAAAGAAGAGGCGCGCGCAAGAGGUACUUCCGGGCGCUGGGGUCGCUCGAGGCGGCGCCCGCGCCUAUUGCUGAAGCGGCGGCUGUCCCGCCUAUGCUUUCGUUCGCGUCGCUGGCGCGGGCUGCGCGCGCGGCGCCGUCCUUGUUAGCGGAGCAGGUCGCGCGGCUGACAAGGCCACCUUUGGAUGUGCGCGGCGCCUUUGCCGGAAGCGCGGGCCGCGUCGUCUUAGGCGUCGUCGGCGCCGUCGAUGAUCCGUUGUAUGAGGCGGUGCUCGCGUGUUUAGAAAAAGGAUUAGCGUCGCAGAAAAGAAGGCGCUCUGACGCGCCAGUUGUCGCGCUGCGCAAGGACGGCGUCGGCUGCUGUGCACUACUGGUGGCGUGUUCGCUCGCGCAUGGGCGCGCUGCGGCUUCUAACGCAUCUGCGGCGGCGGCGGACGCUGGGGCAGUACCGGUGUGCGUCCUACACGACGGCGCGGUCCCCGAGCCGCUCGUCGCCGCCCUUGCGCCAGAGACGCGCGCGACCGCGUGUGGUGGCGCACGCGACCCGAAGUUGGUGGAUAUCCUGCGCCACUGUUUGAACUUCCUCGGUGAGGCGUCAAAACCGCCACCGCCGCCGUUACUACUCCAAGCCCCAGAACCGGUGCGCGUGCCCGACGCCUCUCAAGCAAAACGCGCGCGGCGCGCGCUGACGCUCGCAAAGUACGCAAAUACACCAGAGCCGCCGCCGCCGAAGCGCGCGCGCGUGAACAAGGCGUUGAGUGACGCAAAGGCCGCGUCGGACCGCCUCGACGCCUUGUUGCGGGGCGCGCUGGCGCCCUCGCCGCCAACUUAUAAACCGCUCCCGCCGCCCGCGCCGGCGCCUCACCACUACUACCUGAAGCGCAUCGAGGCGUCGGCGGGCUGGAAGGCAGCGAAGGAACAUGAUCAUUAUGCGGCGCUCGACCAGAGUGAUGAUGAUACGGGCUACGACCUGCGGGACGGGACGCACGUCGAGCGGCACGUGGGGUCGCCCCGGUAA